Botrytis deweyae is the source of this 1719-nucleotide messenger RNA. RefSeq lists its product as uncharacterized. The coding region runs from base 1 to 1719 and encodes 572 amino acids. The transcript is spliced from 3 exons. NCBI's taxonomy places the organism in Eukaryota, Fungi, Ascomycota, Leotiomycetes, Helotiales, Sclerotiniaceae. The record is from RefSeq and is a predicted model, not a curated record. Gene Ontology annotation, molecular function: catalytic activity.
AUGUAUUCUGUACCAGAAGAGACCAGAAAGGUUUUCCAUCAAGGGAUAUUGGAAAAUCCUACCAUCAUCCCCAACCUGCCAAAGGACUUUCAAGAUCAUGCCAAGAAGAUCAAAUUCGAAGGAGAGGAUGCUCCAACUAUACCAAUAAACUGGCGAUUCGCUGAGAGUAUAUCUUCAAUCAAAGCUUUGGAAGCGACGGUGCUUUUAUCGCUGUUGAAAAAGAAAUAUGAUGUGGAGCCGAAAGAAGUUAUCAUCAACACCGAUCAUGCACAACUUUUUAUCAUGUCUACUCUAUUGUGGGAGAUUAAUCACGAAGGAACCAAGGUGACACUAUUCAAUGCCUCUGAUCCGAAUUCUGAAAAUGGAAAACUUCUUGCAAAAUGGUUCCCUUCGACCGAUAUUCACAGAUUACAAGGAACAUAUCAUCGUGCCUCUUGUACAAACAUUUACAAGACAAAAGAUGGAAAGUACUUUCAUAUACAUGGAAGCAUGAAUCCAGAUCCCAGCUUGGAUAGUAUUGGACUACCUCAUGAAAUGGACCAGCCAAGCGUUGAAGCGUCUUGGAAUCCAUUCAUAGAAAAAAUAGGACAAAUAGAUUCAGAUGACAUGCAAAGAAUAGCAUCAGAUGAGUACAAACAGGCAGGAACGAUUUGUUGGACAAAGGAAGAAUAUAAAAAUAGCGAGCAUGGCAAAGCCAAUGCUAACGUUGGAUUAUUUGAAAUCAGACAUUAUCCAAAUGCCACCCAAGGUGCAAGUUGGUGGCCUGAAACAGAGCAAACAAGUGCAAAGCGACCUUUGGCUGGCUUGAAAAUCGUUGACAUCACCCGAGUCAUCGCAGCUCCAGCAAUCGCAAGGGGUUUAGCAGAAUUGGGUGCAAGUGUCAUGAGGAUCACUCCUCCACAUCUCCAGGACUACUCUCAACUGCACUGCGAUCUAAAUUGGGGAAAAUGGAACACCCAUUUGGACUUCAGGAACAAGGAUGAUCUUGAGAAAGCCAAGGAAUUGAUCCGAGACGCAGAUGUUGUUGUUACUGGUUACAGACCGGGAGUCCUUGAUAAAUACGGGCUCGGAAAUGAUGGCAUUCGCGAGCUAGUCAAAGGCAGAAGUCGAGGUAUUAUCAUCGCAAGAGAAAAUUGUUACGGAUGGCAUGGUCCUUGGUCAUAUCGAAGUGGAUGGCAACAGAUUAGCGACGCAAACUGUGGUGUCUCUAUGGAAUUUGGUCGAUCUAUGGGCAACGAUGAGCCUGUCACACCUAUCUUACCAAAUUCGGACUACUGCGCUGGAGUUUCAGGUAUUGUUGGAAUCCUUCAAGCACUGAUACAGCGCUCAGAAACUGGCGGCUCCUACGAAAUGGAUGUGGCUCUAAACUACUAUUCUCAGUGGCUUGUCAACUCAUGUGGCAUGUAUCCACAAGAAGUUUGGGAGGAUCUAUGGUCAAGGAAUUGCAAACCUGUAUUCCGACACUACCACAAUAUGAACUAUACAAUGCCCAGGCUAUUCCAGACCCUAAUAAAGUCAGGCACUGGCAAAACUAUCUUACGCGAUGAAUUCUUCGAGAAUAGAGAAACUAAGGCUGUCGGGGUAAAUAUCAAAACUGUAAAACCUAUUUUAAGGUUCCCGAACAACGAGGUGGAAUUGAGGUACAAUGUUGGUACCAGAACAAACGGUGUUGAUGCUGCGCAUUGGCCGACUGAUCUGAUGACAGAAAUAGUAGUAUAA